Messenger RNA from Exophiala xenobiotica, 2087 nucleotides. RefSeq lists its product as uncharacterized. Gene Ontology annotation, molecular function: DNA-binding transcription factor activity, RNA polymerase II-specific; RNA polymerase II cis-regulatory region sequence-specific DNA binding; zinc ion binding. NCBI's taxonomy places the organism in Eukaryota, Fungi, Ascomycota, Eurotiomycetes, Chaetothyriales, Herpotrichiellaceae. The transcript has 2 exons. The record is from RefSeq and is a predicted model, not a curated record. Gene Ontology annotation, biological process: negative regulation of transcription by RNA polymerase II; positive regulation of transcription by RNA polymerase II. Bases 319 to 1746 code for a protein of 475 amino acids.
CUUCGCCCUCUCGACUGUCUCUCCUGUCACUCAACCUGAGAAAUCCAGCUUGUCUACACUUCAAAAUCCCUCUUCUUCCUCCGGAUCACGUUAACUCGGCCUGUUUGCUUGAAAAAAGACCCAUUCUCAGUAGCAAACCGCUCUCUAUAUCGAAUCAUCACACACCGACAUCCGUCUCGCCCACUGGUAUUCCUGGCCACGGUGCUUCUCCAGUCUCCCGCCGUCUUCUUUCCUUGUGCUCUCCUAGGCCUCAGGCUCGUCUCUUCCUAUCUGGAUGGCUCUGAAUUCCAGAUAAAACGAAAUCGUGACUGAGUCGACAUGUUGGCCGUACGAAGUGCGAUGGACGCUUUACAACAUCCCACGUCUUUAGGUCCAGAGCGGGAAAGUCUGAUGCGCCAACCUUCCGCGGAAGAUCUCGAUGCUGCUCGUCAGCUCGUCUCGUCAGCCCGUGGUGGACGCCAUGGAUCACAAUCACAUCUAACUCCUUACGAUGGUCAUCUAAGCGAUGCUGCCACCGAAACUAGCCAACCCAGUCGACCUAGUCCUAGACCCGAUGCUACCGAUGCACCGCGUCAUUCAAGUGAGCUAGCUGAACAGAGAGAUGAUGGUAGUGGUCUGGGUCAAGUCUGCAGUAAUUGUGGCACCACCAAAACACCCCUAUGGCGACGAUCGCCGACAGGUACCACGAUAUGUAAUGCGUGUGGCCUUUAUCUCAAGACUCGAAAUACACCCCGGCCGACAAAUUUCCAACGUCCAAACUCAACUGCCCCAGGAGAAAGCCCUCGCCACCGCGUCGGCACGUCUCCAGCAGCAGCAACUUCGCCAGUAGCAGCGCCAAACCAACCUGCUAGUAUCCCCUACCGGGUGCCGGAGCAUACUCCAGGUUCCUGCCCAGGUGGAGGCAGUUGCAACGGAGCGGGUGGUGCUGAAGGCUGUUCCGGGUGCCCCGCCUACAACAAUCGAGUCGCACGCUCUACAAACCCUUCGGCUCUUCCGACCAAUAUUCCUCAGUCUACCGCCGAGGGCGCCGCUUCGACCAGUACACGUCCAUCCCAAAGCGCUGCAAUCGAUACCCCUGCUUCUCAGCCUUCGCCUGGUAACAAUACUUUGGUUGUCGCCUGCAAGAACUGCGGCACCACGGUGACUCCUCUGUGGCGCCGGGACGAACAAGGCCACCCUAUCUGCAACGCGUGCGGUUUGUACCACAAACUACAUGGUUCACAUCGGCCUGUGCAGAUGAAGAAAUCAACAAUCAAGAGAAGGAAACGAGUGGUUCCUGCAUAUUCUGACGUGCAGAGACCGGAUGGCGCCGCUUCGCAAAAGACUGUGUCUACCUCCCCUGAGCCCAUCUCACCUGAACAACACGCCUACCAAGAGUCCAACGACGCAUCUCCCCCACCGAAAAGAAGGAGGCCACCACCUACUGUGGACUACACUGGCUAUGUCCCUGGAAUAACAACCGGUGAUACCCAGCAAACCGGACCAGCACCUGCGGAUGAUUAUCGGGUUCAAGCCCAACUAGCUGCUGCGGCCGCAGAAGGUAUGCACCUUGACCCUGCAUUGGCAGAUGCCGGUCGCCGACAGCAAGAACCGGAUGUCAGUCCACAAGUUGCUGCGGAUGGCACGAAUACUGAUCGAGAGCGGGAGCUUCUGCGAGCCGAGCGCCGAGCUCAACUUAUGCGCGAGGCCGAGGUCAUGAGGGCAGCGCUACGUGCCAAAGAACGAGAAAUUGAUGAUCUUACGUGAGGUAUGGCGAGCAAAGAAAGGAUAUAUGAUUUUAAGAUGGGCCCGCUCAUUCGACCGACAUGACCGAGUUGGACGAGGCUGCAUUUGAAGGCACACAGCAAGGCGUUGGUGGUCAUUGUUGGAUGACGCUCAGGGCCAGAUGACAGCUUCUCGUCGAGCUCAUCAUUGGUUCCUUUUCUAUGGACUGAUAUGAGCAUCGCACAGCCCCUUUGUCCUGGAUGGACCGGGCGGGGACUUGUGCGGCAGCCUGUGAAUGUGAGCGGACUUUGGGAAAGUCGAGCAGCGCUACAUAGCAUUAUCACUUGCCGAGGCAAGGAAUCUACUCUCAGCUGCCAGAGGAG